GGUGGGAGGCUGGAGGCUGGAAGCGUCUGCGGCUGGUGUUCCCUUUCAGAGGAGCUGCACCCUUUUAACGCGCCGCUAACGGAGCUCCGUUGUCUGUAGGAAACAGGCUUUUCGCUGUGACCUCUGACUUGUCUUGAUCAGGGGAAAGUUGGUGGCCAUGUUUAAUCUGAUAAAGAAGGACAAGGAGAGGGAGGGCAGCCGGAAGGAGAAGAAGGAUAAGAAGGAGAGGAUGUCUGCGGCCGAGCUGCGUAGUCUGGAGGAGAUGAGCAUGCGACGGGGUUUCUUCAACCUGAAGAGGGAGGCCAAGCGGGAGUCCAAGAACAAGCUGGAGAUCUCUCACCCCAUCCCCAUCAAAGUCGCCAGCAGCAAUGAGCUUUCCCUCACGGACAUCGAGUCGGACGGGUUGAGCAACCGGAGCAGCGUGGUGCUGGAUGAGCAGCUGAGUGCUGCCAGCUCCACCGACGACCUGAAAGGUGAAGGUGGAGGUGGCCAGGAUGGACACCGCAGCUCGGUGCGGGAUCGCGUGGCUCAUUUUGGUUCUUUGGCCAAGCAGAACUCCUCUCAGAUGAUGAAACGUUUCUCCUUCUCCCAGAGGAGCAAAGAGGAGAGCCCCUCGGAGGGCUCCACGCCAUCUGGUCAGAACUCUGCGGCGCCGUCCCCUCAGGUGGAAAGCAAAGUUUUCAGUCUGCAUCAGAAGCACAGCUGCAGGCUACAGCCAGGAGCAGCAGAAACCAGGAAUGUCUCCAUCCCUGACGUGGUGGAUAAGACUUUCCACGCCAAGCUGCCGCUGCCGGCUGUGGUCGCUCCAACUGCACCUGAAGCACGGGAACUGGAGCUCCAACGCCGCAACACCGGAGACUUUGGAUUCUCUCUGCGUCGCACCACGAUGCUGGAUUGUAGCCCGGACGGAGGAGUUUACAGACGUGUGGUCCAUUUCGCUGAACCUGGUGCCGGCACCAAAGACCUGGCUCUGGGGUUGGUGCCGGGCGAUAGGCUGGUGGAGAUAAAUGGAAAAAAUGUGGAAAACAAGAACCGAGACGAGAUCGUGGAGAUGAUCCGUCAGUCUGGAGACACGGUGAAGCUGAAGGUGCAGCCCAUCCUGGAGCUGAGCGAGCUGAGCCGGUGCUGGCUGAGGAACACGGAGGGUCUGCCUCAUGACGCCAGAUAUAUUAAAGAAGAAAACAAGCCAGACAGCAAAAGUCCAGAGAACGAUGGGCUGGCAAGCCGGGCCAAGUCUGUACCAGCUCUAGAUCCUGGCAGGGGAUUGUUCCAGGCCAGAAUCCCUCCACCAGGUUCCCCUGCAGAGCCAGUAGGCCGGGUCAGGAGUCCAUCCCCACCAAAAGUCAGGAUUCCUGUUAAGGUCCCGCUAAAAAGCCCUGAGCCACCAACAAAAAUGGAAGUUCAGCCACCGCAGAGUCCAGUUUUUACCAGUGAACCGAACGGAAUAGAAAGUAAAAACAUGGUCAAUGGUCACCUUAACACUCCAGGUUUCAUCACCAACCCAACUGACUCUACUGAUGACCAGAGUUUAACACGUGAGAAAGUUGUGAAGGUGGUUCGUCGUGUUGUCAGGAAGGUUUUACCUGCAGAAGAAAAUGAAGUCAGUGUGCCAACACAGAAAUCAACCAAAGUGGCAGAAACAGCCAAGCUUCCUCCUGAGCCGGGCAGAGCAGCUCCAGGUCCACCAACAGCAUCUAAGGCUCAAACAAUCUCCGGGUUUUCCUUUAAACAUGAUGUUAUCAAGACUGAAGACAAAGACAAGAUUUCAGGAGGACUGAAGAACCUGUUUAGAGGCAGGACGAGGGAACACCGUCCACAGAUUUCUAGGAAGGACCGACCAGAGAAAGUUGAACUGGAGAAGCAAAAUGAGAAAAAAGAUGAGAAAGCAGAGCUGGAGCAGAAUGAGGAUCUGACGGAGGCAAAAGUGAAGAAAACCACUCAUCAGUUAUGGGAUCAUAAUCCCAGAAGUUCUAAUUCAGGUAUAAGAGAGGUCUUGUCUCCUGGGCUCACUGAUAACCAUCCAGUUUCAGUGUCUGGAGGUUUACCUCAAACUUCUUCAAAACUAACUCAUUCUGGACCUCUAUCUCUCCCAUCACUGUCGGGUUUUAUUCCAUCUCCCACAUCCACACUGGUGACAUCACCUUCAGUAUCUUCACCCAAACCAGCUGCUACCAUGAAAUCCACCCCCAGAAAUCCUCUUUUUACUGGCACACCAGCCCCAAAAUCCUCCCUACCAUCCCAUCCAGACCCUAAACCUUCUGGACUUCCAGCUCCUCCAUCCCAUCCAGACCCUAAACCUUCUGGACUUCCAGCUCCUCUCCAGCCCAGUCUUGUUCCACUGUCUCUGUCAUCAGGAGUCAUUCCCAUCCAACAACCUGCUGUUGGUCAGCAACAGGGAUCAGUGGAAGAGGAUUCGUUUUCCCUCCUCCAGGCAACUCAUGUUGCAGCUAUGCAGUCCCAGGUGAAGACAGAGGAGCAGAUUACAGAAGAGCAGGCCUGGUAUGGAUCAGAGAAAGUCUGGCUCGUUCACAAAGACGGCUUCUCUCUGGCCACUGUGGUGAAGACAGACUUUGCCUCGCUGCCAGAGGGUAAGGUGAAGAUCAAACUGGAGCAUGAUGGGACAAUACUGGAUGUAGAUGAAGAUGACAUAGAAAAGGCGAAUCCUCCGUCCUUUGACCGAUCAGAGGACCUGGCCUCGCUGCCUUAUCUGAAUGAAUCCAGUGUGAUGAACUCCCUGAGGCAGCGCUACGGAAGCAACCUCAUACAUUCCUACGCUGGGCCCCACAUGGUGGUCAUCAACCCUCUCAGCACACCCUCCAUGUACUCUGAGAAGGUGAUGCACAUGUUCAAAGGUUGUCGGCGGGAGGACUCUGCUCCUCACAUCUACGCUGUGGCUCAGUCAGCGUACCGUUACCUGCUGACCACCAGACAGGAUCAAUCCAUCGUGCUGCUGGGGAAGUCUGGCAGCGGAAAAACUACCAACUGCCAGCAUCUAGUUCAGUAUCUGGUCUCUAUAGCCGGCAGCACUGGCAAAAUCUUUUCUGCAGAGAAGUGGCAGGCUGUUUACACCAUCCUGGAGGCUUUUGGAAACAGCUCCACUGCUAUGAACACAAAUGCCAGCCGUUUUUCGCAUGUAGUGUCACUUGACUUUGAUCAAGCUGGCCAGGUGGCUUCAGCCUCCAUCCAGACAAUGCUCCUGGAGAAACUGAGGGUGAGCAGACGACCUGAUGGAGAGUCAACCUUUAACGUGUUUUAUUACCUGAUGGCCGGAGCCGACAGCAGUCAGAGAACGGAGCUGCACCUUGGCCAACUUGCUGAAAACAGUGCUUUUUGCAUCCUACCAAACUCAAAGCCUGAAGACAAGCAGCGGGCCUCUCAACAGUUCACCAAGCUCCAGGCAGCCAUGAAGGUGCUGGGUAUCUCUAGCGAAGAGCAAAAGGCCCUCUGGCUUAUUUUGGGGGCCAUUUAUCACUUGGGGGCUGCAGGAGCCACUAAAGACGGAGAUGAAGUGGGACGCAGGCAGUUUGCACGCCAUGAAUGGGCCCAGAAGGCAGCCUACCUGCUGGGCUGCACCCUCGAAGAGCUGUCCUCGCUGAUUUUCAAACACCAGGCCAGAGGACUGCAGCACUCCACCUCAUUCAGAGGAGGACCGGACAACGCUGGCCAAGGUGACAACUCAGGGUCAAGGGUCACUGCUCUGGAGUGUUUGGAGGCCAUGGCAUCAGGACUGUACUCAGAGCUCUUCACUGUGGUCAUCUCCCUCAUCAACAGGGCUCUGAAGUCCAGUCAGCAUUCCCUGUGCUCCAUUCUGAUUGUGGACACUCCCGGUUUCCAGAACCCCCGCCUGGCCCAACAGCACCGUGGGGCCACAUUUGAGGAGCUUUGCCAGAACUACACCCAGGAGAAGCUGCAGGCACUUUUCCAUCAACGUACUUUUGUCCAGGAGCUGGACAGAUACAAAGAGGAGAAUAUACAGUUUGCUUUAGACGACAUGGAGUCCAGUCCCUCUCGGUCUGUAGCAGUUAUUGAUCAGGCCUCAACCCAAGCAUUGGUUCGUACUCUGGCCCGGACAGAAGAAGCUCGAGGUCUGUUGUGGCUGAUGGAAGAGGAGGCUGUUCAGCAUGGAGGGUCAGAGGAAACCAUGCUAGAUAGACUUUUCAGCUACUACGGCUCUGCUCAAGGAGAAAACAAAGGGGCCAGUCUGCUGUUACGCGGUGAGAAGCCCUUCGUCUUCUUACUGGGCCACUGCCACGGGACAGACUGGGUGGAGUACAACACUCAGGGCUGGCUGAACCACGCUAAGAACAAUCCUGCUGCCCAGAACUCUCUGACUCUGCUGCAGGACUCUCAGAAGAAGAACAUCAGUGGGCUCUUUCUGGGCCGGUCCAGUGGGGCCACGGUGUUGUCGGGCUCUAUCGCUGGUCUUGAAGGCAGUUCCCAACUUGCCUUGCGAAGAGCCACCAGCAUGAGGAAGACCUUCACCACUGGCGUGGCAGCUGUCAAGAAGAAGAGUCUCUGCAUCCAGGUCAAACUCCAAGUGGAUGCGUUGAUUGACAUGGUGCGGCGUUCCAAGAUCCACUUUGUCCACUGUCUGCUGCCUAAAGCGGAGGCAGUGGGAGGAAAUGACUUCCGUUCAACACAUGGAGAAAGCACUGACUCCGGUCUCAUGACUCUGGAUGUGAGUCUCCUGAGAGCUCAGCUCCGAGGAUCGAAGCUGCUGGAUGCUCUACGUAUCUACAGACAAGGUUACCCAGACCACAUGGUGUUCUCUGAGUUCCGCCGCCGCUUCGACGUCCUGGCCCCCCAUCUGACGAAGAAACAUGGCCGCAACUACAUCGUCUCAGAUGAGAAGAGGGCGGUGGAGGAGUUACUGGAGUCUUUGGAGCUGGAGAAGAGCAGCUACCACAUGGGUCUAAGCAGGGUGUUCUUCAGAGCAGGAACUCUGUCCAAGCUGGAGGAGCAGCGGGAUGUCCAGACCAGGAGGAACAUCUCUCUGUUCCAGGCUGCCUGCAGAGGAUAUCUGGCCAGACAGGCCUUCAAGAAGCGGAAGAUACAGGAUCUAGCCAUCCGCUGCAUCCAGAAGAACAUCAAGAAGAGCCGUGGUGUCAAAGACUGGCCGUGGUGGAAGCUGUUCACUGUGGUCAGACCUCUGAUAGAGGUUCAGCUUACUGAGGAGCAGAUCCGUGGAAAAGAUGAGGAGAUCCAGCACCUGAGACAGAAGCUGGAGAAGGUGGAGAAGGAAAGAAAUGAGCUGAGGCUGAACAGCGACCGCCUGGAGAGCAGGAUCACAGAACUGUCAUCAGAGCUGGCCGAUGAGAGAAACACCGCUGAGUCAGCAUCCCAGCUGCUGGAGGCAGAAAGCUCCGAGAGACUCCGUCUGGAAAAGGACAUGAAAGACCUGCAGGUCAAGUUUGACAGUAUGAAGAAACAGAUGGAGUCCAUGGAGAUGGAGGUGAUGGAGGCUCGACUCAUCAGGGCUUCUGAACUGAACGGAGAAAUGGACGAGGACGACGCAGGAGGCGAGUGGAGGCUGAAGUAUGAACGAGCCAUCAGGGAGAUCGAGUUCACUAAGAAGAGACUGCAGCAGGAGUUGGAGGAUAAACUGGAGGUGGAGCAGCAGAACAAACGGCAGCUGGAGAGGAGGAUCACCGACCAACAGGCAGAUAAUGAGGAGGCUCAACGCAGCUUACAGCAGCUGAAGAAGAAAACCCAGCGACUGACGGCUGAACUGCAGGACACCAAACUUCACCUGGAGGGACAACAGGGCCGCAACCAUGACCUGGAGAAGAAACAAAGGAAGUUUGAUAGUGAGCUGAGUGUUGCCCAGGAGGAGGUUCAGAGGGAGAGGAGUCUGAGAGAGAAGCUGGGCCGAGAGAAAGACAUCCUAAGUGGGGAGGUGUUCAGCCUCCGCCAGCAGCUGGAGGACAAGGACCUUGAACUCUGUGCUGUUAACCUGAAGUUGGACCAACUUGAAACUGAGCUGCAGGAUCUCAACUCGCAGGAAUCUAAAGACGAAGCAUCACUGGCCAAGAUGAGGAAGCAGCUUCGUGAUGUUGAAGCGAAGGUCAAAGACCAGGAGGAGGAGCUGGAUGAACAGGCUGGAACCAUACAGAUGUUGGAGCAGGCCAAGCUGCGCCUGGAGAUGGAGAUGGAGCGUUUACGUCAAACCCACUCAAAGGAGAUAGAGGGAAAAGAUGACGAGGUGGAGGAGAUCAGACAAUCCUGCAGCAAGAAGCUGAAACAAAUCGAGGUCCAGCUGGAAGAACAGUACGAUGAAAAGCAAAAGGUGCUCAAAGAGAAGAGAGAGCUGGAGUCCAAACUUCUGUCCGCUCAGAACAAGGUGAGGAUAGGUGACAUAGAGACAGAGAAACGUUUAAGGAAGGACCUGAAGAGAACCAAGGCUCUGCUGGCUGAUGCCCAGAUCAUGUUGGACCACAUCAAGAACAACGCACCCAGCAAGAGGGAAAUCGCCCAGCUGAAGAACCAGCUGGAGGAGUCAGAGUUCACCUGUGCAGCUGCCGUUAAAGCUCGCAAGUCCAUGGAGGUGGAGAUUGAAGACCUACAUGUUCAAAUGGAGGACAUCUCGAAAACAAAACAGGCGCUGGAGGAUCAGCUGAGCCGUCUACAGAGGGAGAAGAAUGACUUGCAGUCCCGAAUGGAGGAGGACCAGGAAGACCUUAAUGAACUGAUGAAGAAGCACAAAGCAGCUGUGGCCCAGCUGGCCCAGAACCUGGCUCAAAUCAGUGAUCUACAAGCCCAGCUAGAGGAGGCCCUCAAGGAAAAGCAGGAUGUUCAAGAAAAGAUGCAAGUUCUCCAGAGUCAGCUGGAGUUCCAGGAGCAGUCUAUGGUUGAGAAAUCCCUCGUCAGCCGUCAAGAGGCCAAGAUCCGCGAGCUGGAGACCAAGGUGGAGUUUGAAAAGACGCAGGUCAAACGCUUGGAGAGCCUCGUAGCCCGUCUUAAGGAGAAUUUAGAGAAGCUAACAGAAGAACGAGACCAGCGGAUCAGCGGCGAGAAUCGUGAGAAGGAACAGAACAAACGUUUGCAAAGACAGAUCCGAGACAUCAAAGAAGAGAUGGGUGAACUCGCCAAAAAAGAAGCAGAAGCGAGCCGUAAAAAACACGAGCUGGAAAUGGACAUUGAGAGUUUGGAAGCUGCCAAUCAAAGCCUGCAGGCUGACCUGAAGCUGGCCUUCAAGAGGAUAGGUGACCUCCAGGCGGCCAUUGAGGAUGAGAUGGAGAGCGACGACAAUGAAGACCUCAUCAACAGUUUGCAAGACAUGGUGACAAAGUACCAAAAAAGAAAGAAUAAAACUCAAGGCCAGUCAGACACAGACUCUGAGAUGGAGGACGGAGUGAAGUCCUGGUUAUCUAAAAACAAAGGCUCCACCAAGAACCUGUCGGAUGACGGCAGCAUCAAGAGCUCCAGAUAUGCUGUAAAUGUAGAUGCAAAGGAAGGGAAAGAGUGGAAAGAGGGUAAGGAGCUGGACAAAGAGGAUUUAGAGACAGACAGGUCGGUGACAGUGAUGAGUACCUUGAGUUACAGGAAAAGAGACAAUCCUGAUUCUGCUGGAAACAAAGAAGAUGUCUUCAAGAAGAGCGUCCAGUCAGAUGAUGUUGUGUCCUUCCAGAAGGCCAGAUUUACAUCAUUUGAUCUCCAAGAUGACUCUUACUCCAUCAGCUCAAGGACAAAGUCCCAGACUGAGGAUGACAAAGAGUCUGUCAUCUCCCAGGUCUCCACCAGCAGACUCAGGAGGAGCAUGAACAGCCACAAAGACUGCACCACCUCUACACCCAGCAGGUCUUCAAUGUUGAGCUCAGUGAAUGAUGAGACGUUGCCCAUCAGCCCACACAGAUUUCCUCGAAGCACCUCCUGUUUAGAUGAGACCAGUAGAGGACGGUCUCUGUACAGCAGCAGUCCCAGUCGUCCAUGUUUUAGUCGGCGGUCUGGGAGUCGCAGUCCUGGAAGUGUCAGCCAGGCUAACUCCCUGAUGUCCGUGGCCCGGAGCUGCCACCUCAGUGAGUUUGGGAUCAAUGUGGAUGAUAAUCGGAGUGUUGCCUUCACUGACCGCUCGGUGUACAGUCCUCAUUCGUCCACCAGUCGCAGUGUCUCCAUGCCUCCAACCCAGGAUAGAUCCACAUCUGACCUGGCCGAUAACCUAGAUAUCAAACCUGUCAGUCAUCGCAGCUAUCUGGAUCCCGAUCUGGAGAAAGCCAUUAAUGAAGUCUUGAGUUUUAAGCCAAUCAGAUUCAAGAGCAGGAGCCUGGAAGACUCAGCGGAUGAGAAGGAAAAAUCCAGGAGUAAUGAAGACAACAGCAUCCGCAGUGGAGAUGGGACUCGUCCUACCAGCAGGUCCUCCCGCAGCGCCAGCAGCUGCAGCAGUCGCCAUGGCAACAAGAGUAAAGCCAAGCUUAAAAAGAAGAAGAGAAGUCACAGCUCUGAUAGCUCUGGAGACAACACGCAUCACAGGAGCAGCUCGAAGAGAAGGUAUGAGAAGUCCAAGAAAAAGUCCAAGACAAAGGACGAAUCUGCAUCAUCGUCAUCUUCAGAGUCAGAGUCUGGGUCGCGUUCCGAUGCAUCAACCAUCUCAUACAGAAGCUCCAGCAGUGUGAAAAGAGCCCCAUCUCGAAGGGUUUCAAGCCCCGAGGAAAAUGAAGAAACUGGGAAGGAGAGUCAACCCUUAAACAAGAAGGAGGAGAAGAAGAGGAAGAAGAGGGUGGACAACCUGAUGAUGAAGUAUUUAUACCGACCAGAAAGUGACUGAGACAGACAUCCUCCUGGACGAAGGCACUACUGCUUCGACAGAUCUGAUGAAGAGGAUGAAGAAGUAGAGGAAGGCACGUCGGCUGUGGGCUCCAGCUACUCUAGAUGUAGAUACGGGAGUCAUAUAAAAGACCAUGGCAAUGAGGAC
Messenger RNA from Melanotaenia boesemani (Boeseman's rainbowfish), 8908 nucleotides. Its product is annotated as unconventional myosin-XVIIIa-like. Gene Ontology annotation, molecular function: ATP binding; protein binding; cytoskeletal motor activity. Gene Ontology annotation, cellular component: myosin complex. The record is from RefSeq and is a predicted model, not a curated record. Bases 158 to 8761 code for a protein of 2867 amino acids. NCBI's taxonomy places the organism in Eukaryota, Metazoa, Chordata, Actinopteri, Atheriniformes, Melanotaeniidae. The transcript is spliced from 47 exons.